CUGGAAGCCUAUACUUAAAGUGGGCAUUGUCACAAGCGAGCCGUGUUUCAUUUGAAACAAACAGCUUUCUGCGCGGAUAUCGAUUCGGUCAAAGAGGUCAUCGGGUUGAAAUAGGGCAAGUACAUUCGAAAACAACAGCUGGGCCCUUCUGAUAAGAACCUUAGUAGCCAUGAGCCUGCUUGCGCUGAACGGAGGGCCUUGCCUGAGCUUCAUGCUGUGCACUCGUUUCUGGAAGCUCUUCAGGAAAACCUAAGAUCACUACUGCUACAGUGGUUCACGUUCCUGUGCCUAGAAUUUUGUUUCCAGGCAGCAGGGUACCCUAUACGAGUGGUCUUUCGAAAUAUUGAGAUGGCAACCGACGCCUUCACGUACAUCGAGGGUCUUUACAUCGGCAAGGCUUUUCCAGAAGACGCCGUGCGAUCAACCAUCGCUUACGAGCCGCGACCAGGAGACCUGUUCAUCGUAACGUAUCCUAAGUGCGGCACCUCGUGGAUGCAGCAGAUCGUCUACAACAUCCUUACCGACGGCAACAUACCUGAAGACAAGACGGACGCUGUGCUGCGCCUGCCCUUUCUCGAGAUCCAAGGAGCCGACGCCGCCGCCCACUCCCUCAAGCCCGGAGCGUUCAAGACUCACCUGCCCUUCUGGCUAAAUCCUUACUCGCCCGACGCCAAGUACAUUUACGUUGCUCGAAACCCGUAUGACUGCUGCGUGUCCUUCUACCACCAUACCAAGAACUUCGCAGUGUACCACUACGAGGACGGCACGUUCGAUGACUUCCUCGACAAGUUCGUCGACGGUAAAGUGGACUUUGGGGACUACUUCGACCACCUUUUGUCGUGGUAUGGGCAUCGCGACGAUCCUAACGUUCUCCUCACCUUCGAGGAGAUCAAGCACGACCCGAGGGCUUCGAUACUUCGCGUUGCUGAGUUCAUGGGCGAUGCUUACGGAGCCAAACUGCGAGCUGAUGAAGCCCUGCUGAAAAAAAUCAUAAACGCCGUAUCGUUCGAAAGUAUGAAAGAUUCCCUGAAUUCUAAGUACGACGCCGUCAAGACGAAAGUCGACUCUGUUGACCAACAGGGUUCUCGAUAAAACUGACCUGUCCUUCGAGAAUGAAAGAGUGGCACCCGGCUUUGGUGAAGGGUUUCGAGGCCUUCAAGGCAUACUUUGCAAAACCC
Rhipicephalus microplus (southern cattle tick) is the source of this 1178-nucleotide messenger RNA. Its product is annotated as amine sulfotransferase-like. The record is from RefSeq and is a predicted model, not a curated record. NCBI's taxonomy places the organism in Eukaryota, Metazoa, Arthropoda, Arachnida, Ixodida, Ixodidae. Gene Ontology annotation, molecular function: sulfotransferase activity.